CAACCCAAAAGUUGAUUGCAACCCUAAAAGUAGACCCCAUAUUCAAUCAAUUGCAAACCCAACUUAAAGGAGUGUUAAAACUACUAUUUAGCCCUUGUGACCAAACAAAAAAACAUAAAGUCAUUUUACUGUUCUGUCCUUCGUAAGUCUACACAUAACAAACAUAGUCUACAUAUCCGUAGAUGUCAUACACGGUCUACAUUGUCGACUUAAUUUGUAGUCUACAAUGUAAUUUAAUCUAGUUAAUUACAUUUAAAAAUAUAUAAAAUUAUUUUUUAUGAAAUUAUUAAUUAAUCAUCAAUGUAAAUGUUAAUAUGAAGUUUAUAAACUAAAUUUGUAUAUAAGUGAACAGCUAAAAAAAAUAUAUGUUGAUUUGGUAACCAUGUGAGACAAUGUUUGUGGUUUAGUAACAAAGGUUACAUAACAUAACAUGUUAUAUCUUUAGAGGUUAGAUCUUUAGAGUUAGAUUUUGAUUGUUUUUUUUGUUUAAUUAACAUAUUAUUACUGAGUAGUUUAGAUUUUGUAAAUUUGAUUUUUGAUACAAUAAUUUCCUAUCAAACUAACAUAUAGGGUUUGAGUUUCGUGGUUUAGGGUUUGGGUUUUGUGGUUUAGGGUUUUGUAGACUUACAAUUCAGUCUACUGUAAUAAGUGUACAAAAAGUCAUUUUUUCUUCUAUAAAUUGAGUUUAUGAAUAAAAAAGUAAAAUCACACAUUAUAACUAUUAAUAAAUAAAGAAAAAAAUUUAGUAUUUCAUAUAUAAAUUUACUAAAACAACAAAAUAAAAUAGGAAAUUAAAAUAUUGUAGACUGACAAAAAGGUAGACAAACAAAGAAGUCUACUCUCUACGAUUUUAGCCAAACCGGAGUCAACCAAUUUUAAUUUUAACCAAAUCUACUUCAAACCAAACAUUUUUAACCUAACCAGAAAAGUUACCCAGCAUAUAAAUACGAUUUCCUAAGCUUUUUUCUAUUAAGAAAACCCUAAUCCUGCCGCCAUCGAUGAAGGCGAUUUCCGGGGAGAUUUCCGGCGAACCCUAACCACGCCGCUUCGCGAACCCUAACCACGCCGUUUCCGGCGCUCAACCUCCUCACCGUCUGUUCCGUCGGUCUGUAUCUUCUCUCAACCUCGUCAUCGGCUGCUCCGUCUGCUCCUGGGAGAUUUCCGGCGAACCCUAACCAGGCAGCCGUUUCUCUCCGGCGGCGAUUCUCUACUCUUGUUGGCGAACGAACGGUGUCUCUGCCUCCAAUCAGUCGCACGGCUUCUACUCUCGCUGUUUCAUAUCUCCGCCCCCAAACUAGUCACCAUCCACUUCGUCAGUCCCAUAUCUUCUCUCUGAUUUUAGACGGUGACUUCUUCUCACGUUAGUGGCGUUUCAUAUCUCCGGCGAACGAAAGGAUUUAAAAUGGAACAGCUUGAUUUCCCACCAAGGCAAUUUACUGUAGGGCAGGAGCCAGUGCCGGCUAAAAGCAUUGGCUACUACAGUAGUAACACAAGGCUCUUCUCUGCUCUUCGUGAAGCACUCAAUGAAAAAGAAUGGGAGGAGCUCAAAGAGUCGAAACUGGGAGUGUUUUUAAAGUUCUACGAAUUGGAGUUUUCAUGGGCGUCUAGGCUGGUACACUAUAUGCUCACAUUUCAGCUUGACUGCAAGAAGAAGUAUGAGUUGUGGAGUCUUAUAGGUGUUAAACCAGUUAGGUUUUCUCUGAAUGAAUUUGGAGAGAUCACUGGUCUGAACUGUGAGUAUGUGAAGAAUCUUGAGCAUCCUUUGGUUGAGGUAACUGAUGAAAUGAAGGCAUUUUGGGAGCUGCUGGGAGUGAAUUUCGAGCGUGGGCCAAGCAUUGAUGAUUUAACUACAGCGUGUGCUAGGUGCGAAACAUGGUCUACAGAUGAUCGAAAGCGCUUAGGUUAUCUAGCCAUCUACGCUGGCUUCAUUGAGGCACAAAGAACCACGACACCCACACGGGCUGCCCUGGCUAGGUUAGUGAUGGAUCUUGAGGUUUUUGAAGAUUAUCCGUGGGGAAGAGUAGCAUUUAAAGGCUUGAUGGAUUCAGUGAAGAAGGCUGACCUUACAAAGACGUCAUACUACCUUGAUGGCUUUGUUGAGGUUCUUCAAGUCUGGAUCUACCACGCUCUCCCUGAAUUCGCAGCUGGUUACGGAGAUCCUGUGGAAGCAGAUCCUUUGGCAGGCACCCCGACUCCACCUCUGCUUGCCUUCUUAGGUGGCAAAGGCCGGAAACAUGGCAAGGAAAAGUUACAGAAACAGACUACCAUUAACACAUGUACUGUGAAGGAUUAUUCUGAAAUGUUUCCUCUCUGGGAUGAUGAAGUGGAAGAUAAAAAGGCUGAUAACAUUAUCGAGGCUAUUUUUUCCAGUGGAUGGUCAUGGAACCAAGCUCACUGGCCUGACACUGGAACCAAACUGUGGACAAGUGUGAAGGUUGAGUACAAAAAGGUGAAGACAAGCAAGAGGUCACUGUGCUCUGCUCCCACCGAGUCUGAGGAAGAAUCACCACGCAAGAAGGCUCGUGUGUCCCCUGGCCAGGAUACCUUGAAUGCAGAGAUAAAAGUUUGGCUCACUGCCAUGGCUUCUAGUAUGGUUGAAGGAUUGGGGAGAUGUGAGAGUUUGUUGACCACACAGGGCCGCAUGAUUGAGAGCCUUGCAAAAAAGGUAGAAGAUAUGGAGAAGAUUGUGGGUGGAGAGAAUUAUGAGGAUAAAAAAACUGAGGAAAACAAAGAUGAGGAAGAUGGUGGCAAAGAUGAGGAAAAUGGUGGCAGUGAUGAUGAAGAAGGUGGCAGAGAUGAUGAAGAAGGUGGCAAAGAUGAGGAAGAAAGGAACGAUGAGGAAAGCAGUUCUGAAGCCGAUGAAGCCACUCCCAAGGAAGCCAUUCCCGAGCAAGCCACUCCCAAGGAAGCCAUUCCCGAGCAAGCCACUCCCAAAAGAGGCAGACCGAGAAAAGCGCAAGCUAAGAAAGGAUCUAAAGCUGUGGAAGCCUCUCCUCAACUAAACAGACCAAAGAGAGGCCAAGCUAAGCAAGCCACUGACAAAGCCACUGUGGUUAGUAACAAAUCAACUCCCCAAAAGAAAAGAGGCCGUAAAACAGGGAAAAAGAAGUAACUUGUUUAUUUUGGAAUGUUUGAACGUUUUUUUGCUUGUUUUCACUUGGAAUGUUUGACCUUUUCUCCUUCUCGUUUCAGCUUGUUUUCAUUUCAUGUUGGCUUGUUUGGUUUUUCUGCAUGCAGCAGACU
Messenger RNA from Raphanus sativus (radish), 3243 nucleotides. RefSeq lists its product as uncharacterized. The record is from RefSeq and is a predicted model, not a curated record. The coding region runs from base 1403 to 3112 and encodes 569 amino acids. Lineage: Eukaryota; Viridiplantae; Streptophyta; Magnoliopsida; Brassicales; Brassicaceae. The transcript has 5 exons.